Acytostelium subglobosum LB1 is the source of this 3948-nucleotide messenger RNA. RefSeq lists its product as hypothetical. The transcript is spliced from 3 exons. Gene Ontology annotation, biological process: lipid metabolic process. The coding region runs from base 1 to 3948 and encodes 1315 amino acids. The record is from RefSeq and is a predicted model, not a curated record. NCBI's taxonomy places the organism in Eukaryota, Evosea, Eumycetozoa, Acytosteliales, Acytosteliaceae.
AUGAGUAGUCCAAUCACAUCUAAUGGAGGCAUCAAGAGUUGGAAGGACUUUGAACAUAUGCGAUUCAAGUUUACAAGGCUAGUCCAGAAGGGCGCCUUCCCACAUUGCUUCUACCAUUGCAUAAUACAUUACUUGACAACGUCAUCGUUGGACAAUCCUCUAAUACCAAGGAAUGUACAACAAUUAAGAUAUAGAAUCAGCGAUUAUUUGGACGAAAGACAUACUUCAAAUGGCGUGCCAGAGUCAUUUGGUCAGCGACUGGAGGAGAUCAAUGAGAUACAGGGCGAGCUGAACAUCGCCAAUUGGGAGGACUUUGUCUUGUCCGUCUGCGAGAACUUAUACCCUGGCACAUUGGAGAUCAAUGCCCUCACUGAACUCUUUGCCAUUUGGACUGGACAGCGCAUCACCAUCGAGGUGUUUGACAGCGCAGAGGAAGAGCCUCGUGUUUAUGGCGCUGGCGGCGAGCCGACCAGCCCAGACAUUGACGGCGGCAGCAGCAGCAGUGGCAGCACACUCAAGUGGAGUCUGGCCACUCACAAGAAUCAGUAUAGGGUGUUGGAGCCCAUCACGAUGGAGCAGGCGGCUGCGUCUUCGCCUCCACUAGUGGCCAUGUCCAGCAGUCUUCCCCUGCCCUCACCCUCACACUCUUCGCCAUCACCACGUGGCGGUACAAUGGACGGCGGGCUGGUGCACCCCAAGCUGAUGCGCAAUAACAUGCGACAACUGGCACCAUCACAUCUAGAGACGUUUGACGAUGACUGGGAGCACGAGGUGGACAACUGUCUGUAUCUCUCAAGUUCGUCGUACGAGUUCAACUCGCUACAGUACCUCAAUCGCCUGGACAUCAAGCCACGCCACACUCUGACACAGGUGAUCAAUGGCGACACAUUCGUGUUUGACAAGCGAUCGUCCAUGAAGCUGGUGCAGCCAUUCGUCAUGGCGUCGCGACCCGCCAGCUCAGACCACGCAGGAUUCCGCUCGCGCAAGACCUACUACGUAUCGUUUCGCGGCACGGCCGACGUAGCCGACGUGCUCGGCGAUGUACAUAUGCUACAAAAGUUCAACGGACUGGGCUCGCUGCACGGCACUUUCUACCGCAGCGCCGACUCAUUCCCCUUCAUGCAGCUGUUCAAGUGGAUACAAAAGGGCUGCAAUGUGGUGCUGACAGGCCACAGCGGCGGUGGCGCCGUCGCCACCAUCAUAGCUCUACGAAUGAUCUGCGAGCCAUUCAUCUCACGUGACCUCAUUACAUCACGUCUGAUGUGCAUUACCUUUGGCCAGCCGCUGGUGCUGGACGGCGUGUUUGGCCGCUAUCUCAACUCUCACGACAGCAAGGGCAAGCAGUUCCACUUCUUCCACAAGGUCGACGACCCCAUCCCCAGCCUCAUCGACUCUCUGACCACGCUCCAGAUUGCCAGCAAAGCGUCUGAUCGCGAGUAUGUUUGUGAGCGCACUCUUAUGCUGCAGGACCUGCUCGAUCAGUCAAGCGCGUUUGUCAAGAACAUCCUCUCCAAGAUCUUCACCAACUCCAACCUGCCCACGACCAUCCUCAAGGACACGCCCUCACUCUUUACCGAGGAGUCUACAGACCUGAUGCGCUCUCUGCCCAAACUAACAUUCUUUGGCCAGUAUCAUAUCAUCUCGCGACGUGCCCUGCCAGAGGCGGCUGCCGGCGCGGCUACACUGCUCUCAACCCCGCCACCCACGCAACAGACUCAGAUCGACACACUCCGCGCAUGGGUUGAGGAGGACCGCGUGCGACUAGAGCGAAUACUAUCGAGCGAGAUUGCCAACCCGCUCAAGGACAUUGACAGCAUCGAGGAGUCACUCUCGCAGCAUCUGUUGGCUCACUACCAGCAGGACCUGAUGAGUCUCAGCCCAGAGUCGGCAAUCGCCGCCGUCGCCAAGCACUCCACUCAAUCAUACAACAGCAUUGGCGGUAUGUCCGUGAUGGACUGCCAGCCACGUAUCGACAGCAUCAGCAUCAACAUCGUUCAUGGCAAUGGAGUGAUCGUCAAACUGGAGGGCCCGUAUGUGUCAUUCAUCGGUGCGGCCGGGCUGCCUGGCAAGCUGCCCAUGGUUCAGGUUACCAUCAACAAGGUCAACAGCAUAGAGAUGGAGUACAAGAAGGAGGUGGACAUUGACGCAAGCACCGAGCGCAUCAAGGUCAAGUUCCUUUCAAUCUUCCGCUCUUACGAGGAUAACUUCUUCCCAUGCAAGGUGACAAACUAUGUCGUGUCUGACCUGCUAUCGAUGGUGGGCUCGCGAUCCGCCCAAGAGCUCUUGUACGCUGCAUUCUGGGUCGUGUUCCUGUCGGACCAGCACGAUGCUGGACGACUACGAGGCAUCGUCAAUAGGUUGUUGUCCACAGUGCCAGACUACUACCUACUGUUCCAGGCGAUUCGCUCAGAGGACGAAUACACACGCAGCCUGUGUAAGCUGAUACUUUGCAAUCUAAAGGACGAGCAGCUGUCACGUGCCGUCACCAACUGCCACCAACUCGGCGUUUCCCUGGCAAAGAUCAAACAGUACGUGUGCGGGGAACUGAACAAGGACGCUCGCGACAUCUUUGGCUCGCUGCCCAGUAGCAACUUGCACACUUGUCUCGAGGACCAGCUCCUGGAGAUCAACGCGGCGGCCGCGGCAGCUGCACCUGAUCUGUCAAACAACACAUCAUCAUGGAACAGCCUGUUGACGACCUACGAGCGGUCAAAGAAGUGGCUGGACCUGUUUGUCGACUUCAGGCGUCUGCCUGUUCUGUUCCCUGAUGGGAUCAUCGAGCGACUAUUGGGGUCCAUCUCCCUGCUGCCCAUCCAUAAUCAUCGCUCAUUCGAGGAGAUAAAGAAGGUGUUGACCAAGGUGUUCAAGAUCGAUUCACUGCCUGGCGGCCUCAACCUGUCCGAGGACUUCAUGACCGAGCUGGCGAUCUACCGCCACUUCACACAACGGGGAUUCUCCACAACCAACUCAUUCGACAAAGACUUGUCCGACCAACACUGGGCACUCAACAGGCCCGAGCGCAUCAUGUCACUUUACCAGACGAUGUUGAUCCAUGAGCUACGCAUUGAACUGGCAGUGCCACGCGUCGUGGUCGCCGGCCUCAAGAUGAUUGGCAAAUCGACAUCUAUUGAAAAGGUAUUUGGAAUACCCAAGAGCCAUGUGUCUGGAACUGGACUGCAUUAUGGCGCACGCGAGGAGGACCGCACCAAUGUGCCCGGCUUCUACAAGGUCGGUCCAAACGUUAGAGUGAUUGACUUCCCCGGCUCGGACGACCCCGACCCCACGAUCAAGUCGAUCGCCGAUGUGGCCAUGGCCAUUCCAGGCAUCUGUAUGAUAUUCCUGCGUUGCUCAUCACUGAGCUCGCACGACACCUAUGAGAUCGUGCAACAGUUCCGCUCUGCAUCGCCCAAGCGACCAAUCGUAGUCUGUGUCAAUCGUGUGGACGAAUGGUACAACGACCUAAACAUCGAUCCAGACUUCCACGACGCGCCCAACAAACUAGUUCCAGAGGAGUUAGUUCGCAAGGUAUCCUUUGAAUGGAGAAAGCUGACCAAGACAUUGGUGGAUAGGUUGAAUGUUGAGGAUUACUUGAUACCAUCGGUGAUUGAUAGGAAGCUAUUGUCAAAUGAUCAGUUGAAUAGGCUGUGUCGUGUGUUUGAGUUCAAGGAGGACUUGAACGAUCACAGAUACCUGGCAUCCAAGUCACCAUCAUUCCUACAUCUGCCAUCAAACAUACGUGAUAUCAUUGGUGAUAUCUUUAGCAAUCUGAAAUGGUUCAAUGAGAAUGAGUUGAAGGAGUGGAGACAAUGGAGCAACGAACUGAACUCUAGAAUACCAUUGAAGACCAUCAUCCUACCUCCGCCUCCAAUGUCACCACGUCAACAACAGCAACUUCAACAACAACAGCAACUAUUGCAACAACAACAUAUGUCACAACAGUAUCAAUGA